Messenger RNA from Trichosporon asahii var. asahii CBS 2479, 3516 nucleotides. RefSeq lists its product as uncharacterized. The record is from RefSeq and is a predicted model, not a curated record. Gene Ontology annotation, cellular component: P-body. Gene Ontology annotation, molecular function: protein binding. The transcript is spliced from 2 exons. Bases 1 to 3516 code for a protein of 1171 amino acids. Lineage: Eukaryota; Fungi; Basidiomycota; Tremellomycetes; Trichosporonales; Trichosporonaceae. Gene Ontology annotation, biological process: deadenylation-independent decapping of nuclear-transcribed mRNA.
AUGGAGAACAACCCCCUGCUUGCCAUGCUCAAGAAUGCAGCCAAUGGCCCGCCCGUGCAGACGCCCGUCAACAAGGCCGUCUCUCCCCCUCCUUCGAUCCAGGCCGUGUCCAUCGAUGACUUGUUCAAGUCCAUCUCGGGCGGCAUGCCUCCACCGAGCAACGUCCAGUCGCCACCGGCCGCACCUCCCGCGACGCUCGCCGGUUCGGGUCCCACGCACCAGGCCAAGCUGCUCGGUGUUCUGGGAGGAUCGACGCCUGACGGCGCCAGCCGCCCCAUCAGCGGCGGCCCCACCCCUUCCACUGAUGAGAACCAGCGCCGGGCCCCGCCCACUAAUGUCGCCCCUCUCGGCGAGCCCGUCAUCACGCACCCCGCCCCCGCGCCUGGCAACGAGCGUCGCACAUCGUCCUCGUUUGCACAGCCUACACAGCCGACGCCCCCGGUGCAGUCUCCGCCUGUGCAGUCCCCGCCCCAGCAGGCACCGAAGUCCAUGUUCGAUUUCGUCUCGCCGUUCGACGUGUUCGAGCCGGCGCGAUCCCGCCCCGCGUCCGGCAUCAACACGCAGUCCCAGACCCCCGUGUCCGCCAGGUCGAGCUCGGGGUCGGGUAUCCAGCGUACUGUGACCUCGCCGCCUGGUCCGGUGCCGCUCUCUCUCCAGCGUCACAUCAGCCCUCCUGGCCCGACGCCCCCUCAGCUGCGUGGCCCCAUCCCCACCCAGGUGCCCAGGAAGACGUCUCAGGCCUCCGCUGCCGGCGCCCAGGACACUCCGCCUUCCGCUAUUCCGCAGGGAUCGCACCUGACCAACGUCCGCUCCAACUCGCCCGCUGGCAAGGCGCUCAGCGAGGUCGGGCGCAAGACGAGCUCACCCAUGAUCCCCACCAAGAGCCGUCAGGAGGACAUUUCCCUGCCUUGGCUCUCGUCCAAGCUCGUCAAGGGCGAGGAGGGUGAUGGACCCAAGGCUCUGACUGCGGAUCCCAUCAACAUUGACCUGUCCAAGCCGAACCUCGACUCGCUCGUCAACGCCCCGGGCACUGUGCAGGUCACCCCGACUACGAUCAUGAAGGCGGAGCGGGCUGGCUUUAACAAUCGCCGUGCCGUCGGACAGACGCCUGGCUGGCUCGCUUACACUGUGACCCGCGGUCGCAUCCGCAUCAUUGACCGCAAGUCUGGUGCGCGCAAGCUGAUUCAGCUCCGCGAUACCGGCUCCAUCGUCGAUAUUGCCGUCCACCCUACCGGGCUCGCGGCUGUCGCUUCGGACGGCUCGGUGUCCGUCUUCCGCGUUCCCGCUCGCUUCGAGCGCAACGACCCGGACUGCCCGUUGCUGUUCUACCUCCCCUCGAUCUCCGAGGACGAGGUCCCUGCCGAGAAGUCGCUCGGCUCUAUUAACCAGGUCGAGUGGGUUCGACGCGAUUCGGCGACCGAGCACAACUGGCUUGCGAUUGGCGGGACUUCUGGUGCCGUCAUCAUCAAGCCGUCCGAGUGGAGCGACGACGACGGCGAGGCCGACCCGCGCUCGGUGCUCUCCGCCUCGACCGUGUUAAAGACGAACGGCGUCAUCGUCCAGUUCUGCCUUAAUGCGACGCACCAGGCACUCGGUCUGCUCUCGUCCUCAGGCUACUUCGUGCUCUACUCUGUCGUAAACCUGAACCGCGUCUGGCACAGGCAGCUCCCUACCGCGGCGCCGCAGCUCCCCGUGUCGUCCGUCUCCUUCGUCGAGGCGAACAUUCUCGUCGGCCGCGGCAUGAACUCGCACUUUGACCUGGUUCAGAUCACCGUGGAGCUUGCGGUCCUGACGACAAUCUCGUUCACCGCCCCGCCGCCCAACUCCUCGGCGUACAACUUUGCCUCGGUGCAGUACGACUCGGACCGCCAGACGCUCUUCAUCGCCCCCUUUGCCCGCGGAAGCAUGUACGCCUUCCACUAUGCGCUCAAGACCCGCCCGCCCAUCCGCGGCGUGUCCGAGAGCGCUGUCGCGCCCUUUGACUCGAUGGCCGAGUUCCCUCUGGAGCCGGUGCUCACAUUCGUUGUUGGCGGAACCGACGAUGUCGAAUUCCUCUUCUCCACUCCCAAUGGCAUCAACCAGGCGACUAUCGAGCGUCCGUCGUUGGCUCCCGCUACCGCGCCUGCUGCUCCGGCCGCCCAGCCUGCCAAGAACGAGAAGAAGGGCAAGAAGCAGCAGCAGAAGGAGCAGAGGGAGCAGCAACAGCAGCAGAGGGAGCAGCAGAAGGAGCAGCAUCGUGAUCAGCGUCAGCCAUCUACUUCUCCUGAGCCCGAGUCCGCCGCUCCCAGCGUCAUCUCCCAGCCGAUCCAGCAGAACACCAGGUCCACGAACGGCCCCGCCAACGAGGUUGCUUCUGGCUCGGCUGGUGGUCUCUCGAACGACGAUCUGACCCGUGCCCUGAAGAAGUCCGAGGACAAGCUUGCCAACAUGUUCCGCCAGGCUAUCCAGAAGGAGAUGGGCCAGUUCGCUUCCCGCCUCGAGCAGAACCAGGACAUUGCUACGAGUGUUCAGAACGCUGUCAACGCGCACUUCAAGCAGCUUCCGUCCAUUGUGCAGAACGAGAUCAAGCGUGCCCUGCCCCAGGCCGUUCAGGGUGAGGUGCGAGCGGCCGUCGGUGAGCACGCUCCCGCCGCCAUCCACCAGUCGCUCCAGAACGUCGGGCAGCACAUUGAGCGCGCGAUUGCGCCGAUCAUUCCCCGCUCUGUCGCCGCGGCCGUCCAGCCCGCCGUUGACCGUGCGGUCUCAGAGGCGAUCGGGCAGUCGCUGAUCCCUGCCCUCGACAACGCAACGACGCACGUCUACGAGCAGCUCGCGUCUGACCUCAAGACGGAGUUGAUCCAGAUCCGCAAGGAUCUCGCCUCCGAGCAGAGCGAGGCUUUGACGGCGACGAAUACGAUGAUCCGCGACAUGGGCGUUGUCAUUGCCGACCUGCAGAAGCAGGUCGCCAGCCUCAUGACGCAGGUACGCUCGAGCCAGGCGCAGCCCAUGGCCGCUGCCCCGUCUGUCGGCUCAUCGAUCAAGUCGCCGCCGUCUGGCGCCCUGGGCCCCGCGCCGACGCACAUCCCGAGCCACAUCCCGCAGCAUAACGCCCAGCAGCUCGAAGACGCGUUCCUGAACGCACUGCACCAGCAGACCGUCCCUGCAACAAUCAAUCUGGUGCGCGAGCGUGCGCCGCAGACGGACGCGCUCUUCCCCGCCCCGCCAGCCAAGUCUCCGCUCUCGCAGGCGGUGCUGCUGACGCUGUGCCACCGGCUCGCGGUCGCGCUCGGCGAGAUAAACCCGCACGACCCCAUCUUCCAGACGGUGGCUACAUGGGAGCGCCUCGUCGUCGCGCUCAUCGACCCGCGCGACCCGGCCAUCCAGGGCUACUUCAAACGUGUCGCUGGUGUCGUCGGCCCCACGCUCAACGGCGUCAUCUCCCGCCUGCAGCAGAUGGGCCAGGACCCGCUGAUCCAGGCGCACAUUGGCGUGAUCCGCUCGGCUGCCGACCUGCUCGAGCGCAAGGCGCAGCAGUAA